UGUCACUCGGAUCUGUCAUCUUUAGUUGGUGUGAUUUAUCGUUUAGCGGGGAGGAGUCAGGCAGCCAGGCUAGAAAAGGCGGGCAGAUCUGCGGCUUGCGGCAGACCACGGAGCGGAUCCAGCUCAGAGACAUCCCUGCACCGAAGUCUCGUCAACCGCCGCCGGACCUGCGCACGACUCAGUCGGGAGGACCGACACUCGUCCGAGAAGCGCCCGUCGCACCGUCACCAGCACUGUCUGUACCCGACCCUCGUCAGGAAAGUCAAGCAACACACAACUGUGAGCUACACGAUGGGCCCACGAGUGGCGGUACCCGUGGGGCUGCUGGUCCUACUCGCUCUCGCUGCUGGCGGGACGGCUCAAGCCACAAAAGGUUUCACCGUGAGGGCACAGUCGUACGCAUGGGAGGAUCCGGGUUUCCGGGAUGUCCCCUACAAUUCCAGAGAUCUCACCUACAUUGUCGUUGGCGGACAGAAGAGCAACAUUGAUGAAGGCCUUAAGCGAGGGCAUCAGGUGUUCAUUUUGAAUGAGCAGACCGGACAAGUUGUAAGCAAGGCUGCUUUCGACACCUGGGUCCAUGGCGACGCUGAGGCGGCGACAAAAAUGGCAACAUUUCUGGGAGGUGCUGCAGAGGGACGGAUCAUAGCUGUUGUUGUUCAUGACAGCGGCGACUUUACAGGAGGACUAUCCAGUGUAUUAGCACCAUACGGAUCUACAAUUACUUAUCUAGGGCGCAGAGAGUCCUACGCCAUGAUUACCCAGAAGGGACCAAAACCAUCUUGGUUCGUGGAGAAAAGGAGCGCUAAAGGUGCUGGACCAACUACUGUAGAGGCGUUUAUACCACCAGCCACAAAAGGUUUCACCGUGAGGGCACAGUCGUACGCAUGGGAGGAUCCGGGUUUCCGGGAUGUCCCCUACAAUUCCAGAGAUCUCACCUACAUUGUCGUUGGCGGACAGAAGAGAAACAUUGAUGAAGGCCUUAAGCGAGGGCAUCAGGUGUUCAUUUUGAAUGAGCAGACCGGACAAGUUGUAAGCAAGGCUGCUUUCGACACCUGGGUCCAUGGCGACGCUGAGGCGGCGACAAAAAUGGCAACCUUUCUGGGAGGUGCUGCAGAGGGACGGAUCAUAGUUGUCGUUGUUCAUGACAGCGGCGACUUUGCAGGAGGACUAUCCAGUGUAUUAGCACCAUACGGAUCUACAAUUACUUAUCUAGAUCUAGAAACCCGUCGAGUGUGUGAAGGUGGAAUAUUGACCAUCAGUUGUCCUGCUGGAAAAACUAUCAACAUCGUGUCUGCCAUGUACGGCCGGACCCAAGGCCCGGAGGUCUGCCCCCAUCCCACAAUCGGGAACACCAACUGCAUCAGCAAGACCAGCCUUUCCUACAUGCGGAGCAAAUGCCAGGGGAAGUCCCGCUGCUCUGUGGCGGCCGACAACGGCCGUUUCGGGGAUCCUUGUAUGCCGUUCACUUAUAAGUACCUGGAAGUCGAGUACACCUGCGGCGCCGGGAAACCUGACCGCCGCGGACUUGAAGACCACGAAGUCGACAGCAACAAAGAGCGGUAAGCUAUCAUCAAGAUGCCUCAUAGGCGUUACUAAACCUUGUCUGUAUUUCUAUUUCGGGAUACAGUUUUCCCAUUUAUCACAUCACUGUACCACAUCACUGUAGUACCUUCCCUCCCUGCCUCCCUCCCUC
Branchiostoma floridae (Florida lancelet) is the source of this 1693-nucleotide messenger RNA. RefSeq lists its product as uncharacterized. The transcript is spliced from 11 exons. The coding region runs from base 292 to 1563 and encodes 423 amino acids. Lineage: Eukaryota; Metazoa; Chordata; Leptocardii; Amphioxiformes; Branchiostomatidae. Gene Ontology annotation, molecular function: carbohydrate binding. The record is from RefSeq and is a predicted model, not a curated record.